This is a messenger RNA of Orbilia oligospora ATCC 24927, 570 nucleotides long. RefSeq lists its product as uncharacterized. The transcript has 2 exons. The coding region runs from base 1 to 570 and encodes 189 amino acids. The record is from RefSeq and is a predicted model, not a curated record. NCBI's taxonomy places the organism in Eukaryota, Fungi, Ascomycota, Orbiliomycetes, Orbiliales, Orbiliaceae.
AUGAGGAUAUUUUUCAUAUUCUCGCUAUUCUUAGGAGCCAUCACAGCAGAGGCUAUAGAAUAUCCUCCCCAACUCGAUACCUCCCCGCAUCCGAACCUCGGCCUACUACCACGAGCUACCGCUGGAAAUGGCACCGCUAAGAGCUGGCAAUGGUCCGAUUUAUACAACCUAGGUAAGCGUCAACUAUACUGGGUCAACAAGGACCCUGACCCAGGAUUCGACCCAGUCGUCGCCCGCCAAAUGGCCGCCAGCUUCCGCGCGGAUCCCAAUACACUAUGCGGUGUAAAAGAAGACGGGAAAUGCCUCAUCGGAGCAUGCGAUCCCGCAACCGGUAUGGGACUUUAUUUGUGUAAUUAUCGCCCUCAGGGGUUUGAGACCAAUUGUACUGUCUUUGGACUUAUUGCGACAAAUAUGAUCGAUCGUUGGGAAGGGAAAGAUAAAGAUGGAAUAUUCGUCGCAGAUUUUACGGAGCCUUCGGUGCAGGCUUAUUCUUAUUGGUCGGAGGAUCCGACUUGGGUUGUUAUGUAUACGAUGCCCUGUUUGAGGACUCUUCCAAUGGGUCCUGCUUAA